GGGGCGCGCGCGCGCAGGCGCGAAGGCAGUGCGGAGCGACGAUGGCGUCCGGGUGCCGUGUGGGUCCGUCCAUCCUGAACAGCGACCUGUCCGCGCUGGGCGCCGAGUGCGGGCGGCUGCUGGAGUGCGGCGCCGACUACCUGCACCUGGAUGUGAUGGACGGGCACUUCGUGCCGAACAUCACCUUCGGGCACCCCGUGGUGGAGAGCCUGCGCCGGCGGCUGGGACAGGAGCCCUUCUUCGACCUGCACAUGAUGGUGGCCAACCCCGAGCGCUGGGUGAAGCCCAUGGCCGUCGCUGGAGCCAACCAGUACACCUUCCAUCUGGAGGCCACCGACAACCCCGGCGCGCUCAUCAAAGACAUCCGGGAGAACGGCAUGAAGGUUGGCUUGGCCAUCAAGCCCGGCACUACGGUUGAACACUUGGCACCUUGGGCCAAUCAGAUAGACAUGGCUUUGGUGAUGACGGUAGAACCUGGAUUCGGAGGGCAGAAAUUUAUGGAAGACAUGAUGCCAAAGGUGCAGUGGCUGAGGACACAGUUUCCCUCGCUGGAUAUUGAAGUGGAUGGAGGAGUUGGGCCCGACACCAUCCACAAGUGCGCAGAGGCAGGUGCCAAUAUGAUCGUGUCCGGCAGCGCUAUUAUGAGGAGCGCAGAUCCGAGAUCUGUGAUCAACCUCCUGAGGAACGUGUGUUCAGAAGCAGCUCAGAAGCGCUGUCUGGAUCGAUGAGACCUACGCGAGUGGUGUUCCCAGAGGCUCCGUGCCUGCAGAACCCUCGUUUCUCAUGCGUAAGGGAGGGCUGGAUGAAUGCUAAUCGCAGAAACUUGUUGCUGCUGAACAGGGGAAUCAUUCCUUCGCUGCGGUGAAGCAGGCAGCAGCGGAAAACAUUUCAGGGGUGGAAAUGCAAUGGUUUGAACCUGUCUCUUGAUUCUGUGGAUGCUGAUUUUAUGGCACGCUGACUGGAUUGAACUAAACUUCAGUCAGCUUCCGCUUGCUAGAGGAGCAUAGUAUCGCCCCCGCGAUCUCUCUUGUGGAAGACUCUAAUCAAACUGCCUUCUGCUCUCUGUAUUUUGUCAUUUGAUCUGUGCAUUCCUACAAAACUUUGCCAGUAUCCGCAUUAAAGACCCUUCCCCU
Cuculus canorus (common cuckoo) is the source of this 1133-nucleotide messenger RNA. It is a transcript of the gene RPE, whose product is annotated as ribulose-5-phosphate-3-epimerase. Gene Ontology annotation, molecular function: D-ribulose-phosphate 3-epimerase activity; metal ion binding. The transcript is spliced from 6 exons. Gene Ontology annotation, biological process: pentose-phosphate shunt, non-oxidative branch; pentose-phosphate shunt; carbohydrate metabolic process. Gene Ontology annotation, cellular component: cytosol. The record is from RefSeq and is a predicted model, not a curated record. The coding region runs from base 42 to 728 and encodes 228 amino acids. NCBI's taxonomy places the organism in Eukaryota, Metazoa, Chordata, Aves, Cuculiformes, Cuculidae.